AUGUCCAGAGAAAAGAGGUCAAACCAUACAGUGAAAAAUGACGAGUUUGCUAAUAUUGAAGAACUAGAAAAACAGAGUAUGGGCAACGAACAGGUUCAAAUAACUAACAAAGAUGCCGGCGACGAGAAUUUUGUAUCUAAAGUACACAAGAGUGGUAGCGAUGAAGAUGUUAAAAGUGGGAGUGAAUCUAAUGCGGGCUCUGAUGCUGACGGUGUUACUGGUGUAAUUCGAAUCAAGGAUCCAAAAAGGAAGAAAUUAAAAUUAUUGCAAAGAUUAUCUUCGCUCAAUGCAUUUUUUGCAGAUACAUCUGAACCAGUUUCAUUAUUUUCACAUGAAAGGAAACAAAUAGAAAAAGAACAACAGCAAAAUUAUAAAAACUUGCAUGUACAAGAUAUUACAGAACAGGCACAAUCUGAUUUGGCUAUCAAGGUAGCUGAUGAAGCUAUUAGAACAAUAAAAGAAAAUAAGUAG
Diuraphis noxia (Russian wheat aphid) is the source of this 471-nucleotide messenger RNA. RefSeq lists its product as uncharacterized. The record is from RefSeq and is a predicted model, not a curated record. NCBI's taxonomy places the organism in Eukaryota, Metazoa, Arthropoda, Insecta, Hemiptera, Aphididae.